UUGGUUGAUGUUUGAACUAAUUCGCGGGAUCCAAUGAAAAGGCAGCUCGCGAGCUCAAUUGGACAAGUCAAGCACCCGGAGAGCGCUAAAACGGGACGUUGAGUCAACAGCUCUCAGAGAUUGCUGGACAUUGAUUUCUUCAGUAAUAUCACCAGGAGCCUAAGGUAGGAAUAAUUUUCACUUGUUGUAAUGAUUACUCAGACAGCGGUGUUGAUUCAGGUUUGUGUAUUUAGCAAUUUAUAAGCAAAGUAUUCGUUUUUUUUCUUUUCUUUUUUCGAAUAAUGCUAACCUAUCAGACAACAGUUGCAAGAGUUAGUUUGCUCUUUACCAGCUAGUAACGUUAACUGAGCCGUAUACAGAAAUUAUCUGAAACAAUCUUGACAUAACGUUAGCUUGCUUCGUGUAUUUAAUUUAGCUAACGUAACGUUAACGUUAGCUGGAUUAAUUUAUUUUUUGGUUUAUGUUGUAUUGGUAUUAUACCGAUAACAUUAACAUGCUACUUUUAUAAUAUAUUAUCUAUUGUACUUCGCUUCCACAAGCUCUGCUGCUAACUUGCAUGCAGAUGACACAAGUUGGCCUAGCAUUAUGUCUGCCAUUAUGUCAAUCAGCCUCGCAAGACACCAUGUGAAUAAUGAAACAGCCUUAAAUGCAUUAAUCUAAAUUGACUAAGUUACAAGCAAGCCUCUUUUAAUUCCCUAGGUGUGAUGAGAAAGUUUGCAGUGGUCCAGUGGGACAGUGGGGAGGAUGCUGGGAUGUAUAGCGAGGUGAAAACCGAUGCCAUACGUAGAUAUGAUGACACCAAGGUGGAUGACGAUGGAUACCCACAAACUGACUAUUCAGCUGCUGUGGAGUGGCAGAAAGGGAAAAAGCCAAAACAUGGCUGGCCAGUGUACAUGGCCUCUAUUAAGUUUGUGAGCAACAAUCGAUAUCAUACUAAUGCUAAAAUUAAGGAAUUUCUGGGGUUGGAGUCUGAUGAAAGGAACAAGCCACUGCCUAAGAAAAGGACCCCAGUCCCGCCAUCAAGAUAUACAGAUUCAGAUGAAACUGAUGUGGAGAAUACACCAACCCAAAGGAAAAGGACAGUGAUUCCCAAACCACAGAGAAAUGUUGCCCAAAUGAUUGUUGAUGAGUAUCAAGUCACAACCUUGACAGAGACUCAGAAGAAGCUGAAAGACAUGGACGAGGAAAACGAAAAAUUGAGAAAUGACAACGAAAAAUUAAGAACAAUGCUUAUUAGAGAGCUACCAAAUCUGAUUAAUGACGUAAAAAUGGCCCUGAAAUCUCCAUGUUCGUCAACGUUGUCGGUCAGCUCUGACUUGGAAGGUGGACAGGGUUUGCCACAGCGUAUUACACAGUCCACCCCACAACCCUCUCCCACAGCCCUCCCCCCACCGAAAGCAGUAUCCACAGAACAGGUGGAAAUAUCUCCUGGAUCUAAUGUAUUUAUUGACAGACUGGCUUGGGCUGUGGCCCAGAAUGCAAACUCUGCCUCCUGUUUUGUGAGAACACUCCUGACAGCAGUGUUCCCAAUUGAUGUGCUCCUUGUGAGCAAUCUUCGAGGAACAUCCAGGGAUUCUGGGCCACAACGUCAGGCUCUUGACAAAAUGAAAGUGGAUGCUAUCUACAGAGCAACAUUGCAAAAGUGGCCUCAUGUGGUGCCCUCCAGCAUUGGUGCAGCCAUCAAUGCCAAACUUACUGAAAUUAGAGGAAAGAAGAAAGAAAGAAAAAAUCCGGAAACCUUAAUGCUCUUUGAUGACUGAU
This is a messenger RNA of Onychostoma macrolepis, 1761 nucleotides long. RefSeq lists its product as uncharacterized. The record is from RefSeq and is a predicted model, not a curated record. The coding region runs from base 705 to 1760 and encodes 351 amino acids. Gene Ontology annotation, molecular function: DNA binding. Lineage: Eukaryota; Metazoa; Chordata; Actinopteri; Cypriniformes; Cyprinidae. The transcript has 6 exons.